Apis mellifera (honey bee) is the source of this 3723-nucleotide messenger RNA. RefSeq names its product protein CBFA2T2 (gene nvy). Gene Ontology annotation, biological process: DNA-templated transcription; negative regulation of DNA-templated transcription. The transcript has 8 exons. The coding region runs from base 542 to 3004 and encodes 820 amino acids. The record is from RefSeq and is a predicted model, not a curated record. Gene Ontology annotation, cellular component: nucleus. Gene Ontology annotation, molecular function: transcription corepressor activity. NCBI's taxonomy places the organism in Eukaryota, Metazoa, Arthropoda, Insecta, Hymenoptera, Apidae.
ACCGGUGCAGCCUCGGAGCAGUGAGCAGAGGUUGCGUGGUAGAGAGAGGUUGCAAGCCACCACCUCUCUCUUCCUCUCGUCCUCCUCCGGUCGCCGCCGUUCUUCCAGUUCUCCGACUAGACGUUCAGUCGGCUGGCGACAGCCGUCCGUGCUUCGCGUUUCUUCGUGUCGCGCACGCCCCGUCUUUCUCUCUCUCUCUCACCCGCGAAAUCUUCUCGUUCGUUUUUCCCCUUUUUCCAUCUCGAUCCGCUCCUCGAUCGGACGAAUCGGUUCGAUCGGCUUCGAUCCGAUAAUCGGAUUAAAAAGUUUUCCGUUUCUUUGUUCGUUCGCGAUUCGCAGCAGUCUCGCGCGAUGCACGGUGUUGUCGGUGCCGUUACGCGUCGAUCGCCAGGAUCUCGAUAGAUCUCUCGGUUGGUGACGUUUCGAUCCAUGCCCUGUUUCGUGCGUUUCCAGCUCCUCUUUGGAUUUGUUCGAGAUUACGAGGAGCUGACACGAUCGCAAGAGGUUGCGGAGUGUAGGAGGCAAGAAGGUGGAGGGUGGAAUGGCGACCAGCAGCAGCGGACCAGUCGUGCAGAAAGUGAAGGUGAAGGAAGAGGCGAAGGAUCACUGUACGAUGACGACCGGGACCACGUGCACCACGACCACCACCGCCACGACCACCACCACGACCACGACCACGAGCACGACCACCAGUAGCACGGGCACGACCGUGACCAGCACGAGCGCGAGCACGAGCACGGUGACCAGUUUGGGCGAGAGCAUCGCCGCCCUCCAUCAACAACCCUCCGCCGCUGUUUGUCACCUAUCGGCGCCAGCGGCUUCCGUCCUCUCGGCCAACGCCGACCCCUUUCCCGUCGAUCUCGACCUCAAGACCAAGAUCAAGGUUACACCCGCGGCAAGGGAGAAGUCGGCGCGAGAGGAUGGCCAACGCGAGGAGAUCCACUCUCCCUCCCUCCCCGGCCAGAAAAUUUCGGCGGGCGGGCAAUCGAGGCAAGGCAAUUGCACGAGAGGCGCGAGCGAGUUGCACAAGGCGGCCGUUUGCUCGGCCUCGGGCUCGGACAGCGGCAGCCCUUUGCCGGCGCACUACCUCAAGCCCGAGUCCGAGGACGGGUCCGUGAACGGAGGCGCGGGUGGAAAUGGGAGCUGCGGGAGGGCGGCGCAGGAGGAGCAGAGCGACGCCGCGUCGUCGAACGCGGUGGCUGGAAAUAGGUGCAUCGCCGGUGUUUUCGCGGGCCACGGCGAGGUGAAGAGCGUCCUCGGCACGGUGGUCAAAUUCGCAACGGGCAUCUCGCCGGACACUGGGGACACGGUGCUCACGCUGGUCUUGGCGCUUCUGAGUGGGAGCAUGACGGCGGAGGAAUUUCACUCGGCGCUGCAGGAAGCGACCAACUACUCCCUCAAAGGAUUCGUUCUUCCGCAUCUCAAGCAACAAUUGCCUUCCCUGCAGAGAGAUCUGAGCAACGCCGCCAGAGCCAGUAAUCAGAGUUGCGCGCAAUUUUUGAGAUCGAACGAGGCCGCGGUCCUGGAGGCUGUCGGUUUGGUGGCCGCGACGGAUCAGGUGGAGAUCUUCGGGGAGCAGACCGGUAACGGGAUAGGAGGUGGCGGCAAUCAGUGCUCCGCUCAUUACGGCGUGCGAUCCAAUUCCAACCCCGGAAUUGGCGCCAUUCAACACACGAACAACGCCACGGGUGGUUUCCAUCAUUACUCGAGCGCAUCGCACGCACCGAAACGACGCGCCUCCGACACGCCGUAUUACGAGAACGGGGCCACUCUGCUCGAGGACGUUCCCUUGUACGGGAAAAGAUUGAAUCCUUGGAGUCAUCACCAUCCCCCGCAACAGCAGCCGUCCGCCGAGGGCUCGUCCCCUUAUUGUUGGUAUCAUCCGCUUCACUCGAGUGGAUCGAUUCAAGGCCUCGGCCAUCGUCAUGCUCACGCUCACGGCCAUUCUCACGGUCAAACUCACGGCCACGCUCACGGUCACGGGUCGCAGGGCGAGGGGUCUAGCUCGAUACCACCACCUGGUUCCGUGCAAAUGAGUCAGAUGAACGCGUUCUCCGGAUCUCACCACCUAGCGCGGCAACAGCAGCAGCAAAUGGGUCACGUUCAAGCGCAGAACGGCAGCCUGGACGACGAAUGGAAGAACAUUCACAUGAUGUUGAACUGUAUCCUCGGAAUGGUGGAAAAGACGAAGAAAGCUUUGGCCAUUCUGCAGACGCGUGGUUGUUUUGGGGCCACGGCCUCGGCGGGCCCUCCCUUGUCAGCCACGAGCACCGUGCCGGCUCAAAACGGCGGCACCGGCAGCGCGGCCAACAACAAUCCAUCCUCGACCAACGGCUCUCAAGUGGAAUCCUCGACCGGUGACCGCGAGGGAAGCUUGAAACGACUGUCCGGAGAGAUCGUCGCCCAGACCAUCAGGGCGAUCGAGGAUAAAGUCGCAGAAGUGAAGAGGAAAGAUGAGGAAGCCGUGAAAAGGGCCGUGAUGGCCGAAGUGCAACGAGCCGUAAGAGUCGCGGUAGCCGAAUCGAGGGCGAGCGAACGUCUACGAGUGCAUCGAAUGCUCGACGUUCCAUUGUCCCAGAGAAACCACGCACCUCUCCGUCAAGGGCCGUACCUUCGAGUUCACGGUAAUCCAGUCGAUGCGAAUGCCAGAACAGUCACAGCUACACCGACCAACACCGUUUCCAAUUCUAUCACGUCGAUCGGCGAGGACGAAAAGGACGCGCAAUUGCAGACCGUCUCGGGAUCCAGUUGUUGGAACUGCGGCAGACCAGCCUUGGAGACGUGCGGUGGUUGUGGAAUCGCGCGGUAUUGCGGCUCCUUCUGCCAACACCGGGACUGGGAGGCAGGAGGCCAUCACGCGACCUGCAACAAUCCUCCGCCUCGCGAACCUCGAAGAUCAGCGUCUCGAAGCCCUCCCAGAAUCGCAAGCGCAGCUCAGUCGAGCGUAAACGAGGCAAAUAUCGUCGCGCCUAUACCGGCCAGUGGUACAACCAAGGGGAAGUGACGUUACGACGGGAAUUAUUAUCGACUCAGACGAUUCGCUAGACCGGUCCAAUACGAUUCGCGUUGACUAUACACACACUACACACACACACACACAUACACGCACAUCCUUUCUUCUGACGGAGAAUCAUACAUCUUCUGCUUUUCUUUCUCCACUUUCUUCCUACGCUUUCGCACUCUCAUGCGCCAUUCAGUUGUACAAUUAUAAUAGUUUAAAUAUCCUGUUAUUCAUCCAAGGUAUAUUACGAUACAUUUUGUCGAAUUCAUCCGUUCGCGCUAAUCUUGGCGAGUUAGAGGUUAAGCGAUCCCUUGCGUGUCGCGAUAUACAAACACAAAGUUGCGGGAACAGAUUACAUUUACGCGUGAAAUGAAAUUUUUCCCUUUUACGAUUGUAGUUGUAACACCGUUCGUCGAAUUCCUUCUUUAGAAUAGUACGUGUAACGGUUCGUUGUACAUUGCUAUUUGAUCGAAGCGACAAAGUAGAGAUAAAUUAUAUAACAUGUAUAUAUCUCGGAUGAUAGAUUGUCCAAAUAAACGAAAUUCUUGUCUAGCGAUGAAAACGAGGUGAAGUUUCGUUAUCUUUCGAUACAACGAAAGUAUUAAUUAAAAAUAUGAAUCCAUUCACGUCGCCCAAACGAUAAACGGUGAUAAAUAAAUUUAAUACAUGUUAUACAUUCUCUAAGUCUCUACGAACAUAUAGCAUAAAAAAAAAAUCUUGCA